CACACACAGACACACACACACAUGCCCAACGUCUAAAUGACUAAUUUAAGCUUAGAGGAAGAGACUAUGACGGGGAGCCCUGGGUCACACGUCACUCACUAACCCACCGAGCUUCGUGAUCUUCAGUGCGUGGUUACAGUGAGCUUCAAAAGCGUGGGAGUACGAGCAGGGGUGAGGCCGGGGCUCAUCAUGGAGGGGAACAUCAGAAGGAAGGGCAUGUUGUACAUCCAACAGCAACGUUUUGGAAAGAGAUGGAAGAAGAUGUGGUGUGUGCUGUACGGCGAGAGCAGGUGCUCCGCGUCCCGUCUGGAGCUGUACGAAUACAAGCAGGCUUCCUCUUCCGGGCAGCUCACAGGGGCCUGCAGCGGGGCUGACCCCCACCUGCUCCGCAGACAGGACAGCAAGCGGGUCCUCCUGCUGAGGGACUGCAUCAGCGUGGAGGAGAUGGAGCUGAUGGACUGCCCGAGAGACUGUGUCUCCUUUAUCGUGGAGACCGCAGAGAAGCGCUUCCUGUUUGCAGCUCUAUUUACAGAGUUCAGGCACUGGGUCGCUGGGUUGUGUGAGCUGGCCUUCCCUAUGAACACGGCUAAAAGUGGUGGAUUGGAUCAAACUGUCAGGCAGCAGUCUUCCAGGAAUUCACUACAUGCACAGAUGGUGGAGAACACGCUCUAUGAAAGAACAGAUACUGCAGGUGACUUCCCAGUGUCGGUGGUGAGGACAGGGGCCUCUAACAGGUGGCAGCUACAUGGGGCUUACAUCCUGACACCCGAACCCGACCGACUUCUCCUCAAGGACCCCAUAUGCAAAGAGAUCCUCUUCAUCUGGCCUUACUGCUUUAUCAGGAAAUUCGGCCAAGACAAGUCCACAUUUUCCUUUGAGGCUGGACGCAGAUGUGAGUCUGGAGAGGGGGUCUUUGAGUUUGCCACCAGCCGUGCUGAUAGCCUCUUCAGCAUUAUCAACACAGCCAUCUCCACUUCUCAAGAGAUGCCAAGGCCCUGUUUACAACCUUCCAGAAGCCUGAAAGUGCAGCGCGCUCCUGAACCAGAUGUGACCCAGGUCAAUGUGCGCGGCUAUCAGGUCCCCGAGAGCAUGCUGCCCCCAACACAGGGGACGCCUCCGAAGGCUGAUCGUCAGUUGAAAAGACUGACUCCCUCUUUCAGGAGCCUAUCACUCAAUGCAAUUAAAAUCCCAAACAAAGACCUGGUGAGGACCGUAUCCAGCUGCCCUCCACUCAAACAUGAGGACCGGGAGGUGAUCUAUGCCAAGGUCUCCCGGCAGAAGCUUAUAGAUCAGGUGCCACAGGAGGAAUGCACCUGUGGUGGUGGAAGUCAUGCUCUAGAAGAUCCCACGUCCAUGCAGGUUCCCCCCAUGUCCAUGCAGGUUCCGUCCGAGACAUGCGUGAACUUUCCACAGCACAGUGCCUUUGAAGCACUGCAGCAGCCCGAGGGAAGACGAAGCAACAAGGAGCAUGAGUCAGAGACGGAGCAGUUCUCAGAGAUGCCAUGUGAUCACAGCGAUCAAUUAGAUGCUGAAGAGCGAGCUGACGCAGACCACAUCUACGAUGACCCAGAGGGCUGCCUGGCUGACCCACAGUGGGCUGGGGCUUGUGUAGUUUAUGACGAUCCGGAGGAUGUCAAAACUGACCUUAAACCCGACCAAGGUCACGCAGACCUGGGGAGGGUUCUUGAUGUUCACGACGACUUCCUAUAUGACAAUGUGAUGACUAGAGGACAGUAAAAAAAAACGAUUCAGAUUUUGUGUAUAUGUGAGUAAGUGUGUAUAUGUAAAUGUAAAAUGAGUAUGAUCGUGCAUUUCCUUAGUUCCUAUGUCUACUUAGGGUAUUUAUGAUAGAAAUAUAGAGUGUAGUUUGAGUCCCCAGCUCACUGAAUUCAUAUUCACAGGCUUAUUGUGACUUGAUUGUGAGGAUAAAUUGAAAUAAAGCUGCCGUGAUGUAUCAAGGGAGUACUUGCUACAGUUAGUAUCCAGCGCAUGCAAACAAUGUGCGUAAUCAACGUAGCUGUGACCGGAGGGGACCACUCUCAUCCGGCGCAUUAACUUCAUAAUCACAGCGAAGGCACCUGCGGCUGCGGGCUGAUUGGGAGCCCGACCUGACUGAGAAUGAAGAUGCUGCGGCGGGCGAGCGAGUCAUUCAUCCUUGCUGCCCGUCAACCCCCCUCCAGGGUGACAGGAGCCAGCUGUGCAGGUCUUCAAACAUGGCUUCCAUCGGGGUGGGGGGCAGGGGGGGACCUCUGGGCCCAGACUGACUGACAGAUGUGUCAAAUGCCACGGUAUACUCUGUGAACUGGCCCCGAAAGCGGGCGAGUGGAAUCAAUUAACAGCGAUAAACAGAGACUGUGCAAACAUCUCACCCAGAGCGGAAUGUAAAUGACCUUUUCGGGGAUAAUGAUGUUAGUAAGACAUGUCUUGUGUGGUUUCAUUAAAUAGGGGGAGAGGGUUAUUUGCAACGAUGUUCUGAUGAGUGAUUUACACCUAACAACAGUCCAAAUCCUUAUAACCUGACAAUAUCAACCUGGCCACCACAGGGGUUUUCUUUUUUUCCACUGAUAUCCAGGUGGCCCAACACAUGAUUAUAACUUUCUUUACAUCAAAUUAGUUGGGUCUCCCUCUGACUUUUUAAUGUGAAUUCUGACCAUUAGAAUAGGACAUUUUGAGUGGAAAUUCUUAAAUUCUUGAAGCAGAAUAAGAACUGUGUUCUCUAGAGGGGGGUGGAUUAACUUAACAUAUAGA
Clupea harengus (Atlantic herring) is the source of this 2748-nucleotide messenger RNA. RefSeq names its product docking protein 2-like (gene dok2l). The record is from RefSeq and is a predicted model, not a curated record. Gene Ontology annotation, biological process: Ras protein signal transduction; positive regulation of MAPK cascade; cell surface receptor protein tyrosine kinase signaling pathway. Lineage: Eukaryota; Metazoa; Chordata; Actinopteri; Clupeiformes; Clupeidae. Gene Ontology annotation, cellular component: cytoplasm.